UUUAAAGCCCUUGCAGAGUGCUCUGACAGAAUCGGGGCUAGCCAUGAGAUAUACAUACGAUAUAUUCCGAACACAAAUGCCACAACAGGGGGACAAAACGUAGGACAAUUUGGGAGUACAUAAUACAGAAUACGAAGAAGGGACAGGACACACAACAUGGACAUUGAGGAGGAUCUGGACGGCAUGCCACCCAUCAGCAUCGGCACCUUCGGGAUACCCAAUGACCCGGAACUGCUGGACGAGUACGCGCUGUACCGUCCCUCGAUAGGCACCCGGCGGCUGCUCAGCGAGAGGCAUCGGGAGGUCUACGCAGAGGCCUUCAUCGAGCACGAGCGCCUGGGCACCUUGGCCGAUCUGUGCGUGCGGGCGCUGGCCAAGAGUCAGGGCACUGUGCACAUCGCAGUGCCCGUGCGGGAGGACCCGCUGAAGCUGCGCAUCCACUACGACUCCAUCGACGUGGACCUGCCGCUGCGGGAGUGCUAUUUCGUGGAGGAUGUGCGCUACUGGCGGCGCGUGGUGCUGGCCAAGAGCACGGACAAGUCGCUGGCGCAAAAGAAGCUCUCGGAGUACGACUGGCGGGGCAAGGGCAUCAGCAUCAAGUACGUGGAGAUAGUCGAGGCCUGUCCGGCGGCCUUCUGGCCGGAGAGCGAGAUGGCCGAGCUGGCGGCACUCGUGCGGGAACAUGUGCGCACCAUGGACAUCCGCCAUCUGCAGUCCCUCUCGGAGGAGAGCUUCCAGCGCCACAAAGGGAGCAGCGACUCGGAGCCGGACGUCACGUCGGAGGAGUCUGAGGCCCUGUUUGUUUCUAGCGAUGAGCGCAACACCUCCUCCGAGUGGACAGACGAGCAAGAGGGAGAGUGCUCCGAAGAGCAGUCCACAGAGCAGCCCGACCCGAAGAAUCAGGCUAAGAUCAACUUUAAUAGAGUGGAAACGGAGGAGGAGCAGCCGGCAGGGGAGGCCAAACGCGUGGCGCGUGGUUCCCGCAACGCCGUGCGACAGCAGCUGCGGCGCUUGCAGGCCGCCAGGAAGGAGGCGCACGAGCAGCGGGUGCACCGUCGCACCGUUAUGCGGCAGAGGCCCGCCGAGCAGCCUGAGAAGAAGCGCCGCAAGAGCAGGAAGACAGUGAUGGGCGUCUUCAGUAUGAAGGUGGAGCCCGAGCCGGAAGACGACGAAGAUAAGAUCGUGGACAGGCGAAACAAGGAGAAGGUGCUGGAGCGCCUCCGUCGCUACGACUUCCCCUCGGAGCACUGCCAUCACAUCGACCUGAGCUUUGUGCGCUUCUUCGAUAACCUCGUCUCGUUCACCCUCGAGUUCCUGGGGCCACACAUGGGGCGCGACUUCCACAAGCGGCACCUGCGGUUCUCCACCGAGGACGUGGUGCGGCUGGCCAGGGGCCUCCAGGAGCUCGACAAGCUGCAGAUCUUCCGCCUGCGCAACAGCCGCAUGGACCAUCUCAAGCUGCACGUCCUCUGCCGUGUCCUCAAGAACCUGAAGGCCUUGGAAGUGAUUGACUUUGGCUACGACCACAUGUCCGACGACUGCGGGGCCACUUUGGGCUCCCUGCUGGAGGGCGGGAGCAUGCUGAAGGCCCUGGAGCUGGAGUACAACCAGCUGGACCAGAAUGCGGCCUCGGCCAUUGGCGCCGCCCUGCAGCAGCGCCACCAGAACGGCGCCAGCGGAGAUGCAGGAGGGACGCACCUGCAGUACCUUGGUCUGGCCCACAACCGAAUGAGUGACCGGGCCCUGUCGACGCUCAUCCACUACAUUGCCGGCACCGAGCAUGUGGAGGAGCUCAACGUGUCGGCCAUUACGGCCCGCAAGGAGGCGGUGUCGGAGAGUAUCGGCUUUUUGCUGCGCAACCAUCCGCCGCUACGGCGACUGGACAUGACGGCUAUUCCGCUGAACAGCAGCACGGGUCGGAGACUCAUCUGCGCCCUGGAGAGCAACCAAAAGGUCACGCACUUCGACUGCCGCGGCUGCGACCUGGACAGCGACGAGGAGUUUGAGGCAGAUAUCAUAGUGAGGCGCAACGGCUUCCAAGCGGACCACUCCUACAUCGGGGACGAGACCCAAACGGAGCAGGACAUAAGGGAGCACUUCAAGAGCAUCAAGCACCCGCUGGUGAAGAAGCUGGAGGACGAGCGCGCCCGCCGGGCGGAGUGCGUCAAGAUGCGUCCCCCUCUGAUCCGCACGCCCAGCGACACCACCACCGAGUCCCAGGUGUCGGAGAAGGAGGAGGCCGCCGAGUACGACAUUUGGGCGGAGCUGGGGAUCAAAACGGUCAAAGCCUCCGUCCCCCAAGAGAUUGUGGAGUCGGUGUCCAGCCACAGCUCAGUGCUCGACCUGGGUCCCUUUCACUUCGAUCCGAAUAGCUUCGAUUUGGAGCAGUUCCGGGAGCACGUCCAACAACCGGGAAUGGGCAAUCGCUACUACUACUUCAAGAGCCGCAGGGAAAAGCGCUGAUCCAGCCCACUAUCCCCUCUCCAUUAUCCAUCUAGACAUUUCUUAUUUUUCUUGGUUCGAUUUGAAGUCGAUUGAAGUUUUCCAUCAAAAUCUAAAGUCGUUAGAAGACCGAUACACAACGAAACAUUUGUCAGACACUUUACGAUUCAUUGUGGGAUUAUUAAAGGAUAUUCCAGUUCGGAGAUAUG
Molecule: messenger RNA, 2651 nt
Organism: Drosophila persimilis
Lineage: Eukaryota; Metazoa; Arthropoda; Insecta; Diptera; Drosophilidae
Exons: 2
Coding region: 157-2463 (768 amino acids)
Cellular component (GO): centrosome
Source: RefSeq, a predicted model, not a curated record